Molecule: messenger RNA, 621 nt
Organism: Spodoptera littoralis (African cotton leafworm)
Lineage: Eukaryota; Metazoa; Arthropoda; Insecta; Lepidoptera; Noctuidae
Source: the annotation of a GenBank genome assembly
AUGCUCUCCGAUAUCGAGAGGCUGCUCCUGUGCCGAUUCCGAAUCUUCAUGGUCCGUGGUCCGGCACUCCGGAUUAGAGCCGUCGGUAAAACAUGUCUACUAAUCAGUUACACCACAAAUGCCUUCCCAGGAGAGUACAUACCUACAGUAUUCGACAACUAUUCAGCGAAUGUGAUGGUGGACGGCAAACCCAUCAACCUGGGACUAUGGGAUACGGCGGGACAGGAAGACUACGACAGACUGCGACCUCUCUCCUACCCACAGACAGACGUCUUCCUUAUAUGCUUCUCGCUUGUUAACCCAGCGUCAUUCGAAAACGUGCGAGCUAAGUGGUUCCCCGAAGUCCGGCAUCACUGCCCGUCGACGCCCAUCAUCCUGGUCGGCACCAAGCUGGAUCUUCGCGAAGACAAGGACACCAUUGAGAAGCUGAAGGACAAGAAACUCGCUCCCAUCACCUACACACAGGGUCUGGGCAUGUCUAAAGAGAUCAGCGCAGUGAAGUACCUGGAAUGCUCGGCGCUGACACAGAAGGGGCUGAAGACGGUGUUCGACGAGGCCAUCCGCGCCGUGCUCUGUCCCGUGCAGCCCAUCAAGCCGAGGCGGAAGUGUAGACUGCUCUAA